This is a messenger RNA of Cuscuta europaea, 1015 nucleotides long. NCBI's taxonomy places the organism in Eukaryota, Viridiplantae, Streptophyta, Magnoliopsida, Solanales, Convolvulaceae. The record is from the annotation of a GenBank genome assembly.
AGAAAAUGGAGAGUGAAAUGAGGGCAUCAAGAUUCAAGAGGAUUUGUGUGUUCUGUGGGAGCAGCCAAGGGAAGAAGAGCAGUUAUCAGGAUGCUGCCAUUGAGAUAGGAAAAGAAUUGGUUUCAAGAAACAUUGAUUUGGUGUAUGGAGGAGGCAGCAUAGGGCUGAUGGGCCUGGUUUCACAAGCUGUUCAUGAUGGCGGUCGGCAUGUUAUGGGAGUUAUUCCCAAGACGCUCAUGCCUCGAGAGUUGACUGGAGAAACAGUAGGGGAAGUGAAGACUGUUGCAGAUAUGCAUCAAAGAAAAGCAGAGAUGGCUAGACAUUCAGAUGCUUUUAUUGCCCUACCAGGUGGUUAUGGUACACUUGAGGAGCUACUUGAAGUGAUCACUUGGGCUCAACUUGGCAUUCACGACAAGCCAGUGGGGUUGCUGAACGUUGAUGGAUACUACAAUUCGUUGUUGACAUUCAUUGACAAAGCAGUGGAGGAAGGCUUCAUCAGCACAAACGCCCGCCACAUCAUUGUAUCUGCACCUACCGCCAAGGAACUUGUCAGGAAACUGGAGGAGUAUGCUCCCUGCCAUGAAGGAGCUGCACUGAAGUUGAGCUGGCCAUCAUGGCCAGGAGAUGAUGAGGCAGCUUGGGUACCUUCAGACCCUGAAUGAUACUCUUGCAUUUGCAGCAUAUAUAGGGAAAAGCUCGUCAGGAUACGAAAAAAUAUAUAGAGCCAGGAGAUGCUAACCUCAAAUUAUUUGUUUUUUUGCCGUGCAGGGAUUCUUUUCCCCCCUUUUUUUGUAUAUCUAGUACUAAAAAAUCUUCUAGCAUUAUAUAUAGCACCACAUAUAUACAUAUAUGGUUAUUAUUAUCUACGCACCCCCUCUGUGUGGAAAUCCUGCAUUUUUGUGCAAGCAAUUCAAGCUGUAACUAACUAAGUUCUCAGAUGCAUAUCAUAUUGAAUUCCCCGGUUAGUGUAAACUCAAACUCAGCUGUUCAGUUUAUUGAUUCCAAAUUGUAGUUA